GAUUAAAUGCUAGCGGAAUAAAUGUUAACAGUUUAAAGGAUGCGAAUGAGUUAAAAGAUGCUAAUGCCCCCGACCAAGAACAACAAGGCGAAAGAACCUUUAAAUCUACCUUGUUUGACAGUUUGAAUAAAAGUAUUGAACCCGCAAUGAUGGCGGGAAAUACUAUUGAUUUUCAUUAUAGUUUAGCGGA
Molecule: messenger RNA, 190 nt
Organism: Racocetra persica
Lineage: Eukaryota; Fungi; Glomeromycota; Glomeromycetes; Diversisporales; Gigasporaceae
Source: the annotation of a GenBank genome assembly